Pocillopora verrucosa is the source of this 1886-nucleotide messenger RNA. Its product is annotated as RNA-binding protein 38. Lineage: Eukaryota; Metazoa; Cnidaria; Anthozoa; Scleractinia; Pocilloporidae. The record is from RefSeq and is a predicted model, not a curated record. Gene Ontology annotation, molecular function: mRNA 3'-UTR binding. Gene Ontology annotation, cellular component: nucleus.
UUGUUGAGUGUGUCCUCAGGCAAGGGUAGAUAUUGCGAAACUUUUUAACUAGGCUUUCAGUCCACUCAGGCCAUCGAGACGCUCGUAGCAGAAGUCUUCGUUACAAUUAUCGCCUGGACUGUAAGGCUGUAUAAAAAAGCUAAACUUGUCAAAGGGGAUUUAAAACUGUUAAUUAGCUUGGUUUUCGACACUCCAUCAAUCACACGUCCCGCAGGACUCGUUUGAAGAAAGCAGCCCCAUCACAUCAUUGGCUUAACACUUAAUCUCCUAAUACAGACCCGAGGGACUCAAUAGACAAGCAGUAUUAUAACACAUCAUACACGUGCAAAUUAGUGAUAUGUACACACUGGAACGGUAGUCUGCAUAUUUAACAAAGACCCCUGACAGUGCUAGUGAUCAGUCACUCCAAAAGCCAGUAAUCUCUCGACUAAAGUCAUCCAAGACUGGACGGCGGGACUUCUUACUAACAGAGCGCGCGUAUUACACGGAAGGAGAGAGAGGAACUGUAGAUGAUCCGAAACGAAGACACCAAGUUUAAAAAACUGUUUGUCGGAGGUAUUCCGUACGGUACAAACGAUGAAUCGCUACGGGAAUUUUUCUUGAAAUACGGGGCAAUCAAGGAGGCUGUUGUGAUUCGAGACAGAACCACUCAAGAGUCGAAAGGUUAUGGAUUUGUUACGUUCCACGACAAGGAUUGCGCGGAAAAGGCGUGUGAAAACAUGAAUCCCAUCAUUGAUGGUAGACGAGCGAAUGUCAACUUCGCCUAUCUCGGCGCGAAACCGAAACCUUUCAAAGGAAAUGGAAAGAAUGCUAUUGCCAGUCAGGGAUUUGUCUAUAAACAGAACACGAUAAUAGGGUCGCAGCCAUUCGCUUCCAGUUUUACCAACGGAUUCUCGGCUGGUUUCCCCGCUCAACAGCUUCAAUCAGUACCACUGAUCUCGCCGGUUCCUCAGUCGCCAAACGGACAGAUUCCAUCUAUGCAACCUUCGGUGCAACCAUUACAGCUUGUUGAAUACAAUGGCGUUCCAACACUUGUCUUUGGCACUGUUUACGAUACGGUUUAUUAUUCACCCCCUCCGUCUUACGUCCCUUCCCCAACUCUCCCCGCCAAUUCGAUGGCGCCGUCGUUCACAUAUCAAACGGUUGCACCACCGACGCCACCGCUCAGUACUCCUUCGUUACACGGACAGCAUUUCUUUCCAACACACGUCGAACUAAUUGGACAGCCGCAGAUCUAAACUUGGUUUCAACUUGAACGCAUUUACAGAGACCAGAGAACUCAUAUACAAAAUAGAGCUACUAUACGUUAGUUGGUAGGCCGUUUAAAAGAACAAAACAAAAAAAAAACAGAAGAUGAGCAUCCUGAUUAUUCGAAAUACUCAGUCGCUAGCGACUCGUAUAAAUUUCCAAUCAAUAUUCUCACUUAAAAAAAAGGACGGCAAGCUGUAGAGUUGCGGAUAUUGUAGACCAAGAUAUCAGAAAAAAGAUAUUUUAAAUCAAUUUUUCUAAUUUAUUACCAAUUCUUAUUAGCAAAAUAAGAACCUAAUAUUUUGCGACCAAAUCGUAACUGUUUUAUUGCUGUAGAUCACAAUCAAAACAUGUAUACAGUCAACAAGAGAAAAGCUAGCAAUUAAUUGUACAAAGAAACACAGCCCCAAGCAAAUUGUUGUAAAUUUAGGCUUCGUAGAUAGGAAGCUGUCAUUUAGGGCAAUUGCCAUUUACAAUUCCUCAACCCUAGCAUGGGUUAGUGGUGCAAACAAUGUAGAAGCAUAACUGGUAUAGAAAUACAAAAGCAUAUAGCACUGUUAAGAUAGGCCAAUUAGUUUAAAAACUGCAAUCACACAUAAAAAUAGAGAGGCAAAUAUAGUUAUGAACCAAUUUUCAAA